AUGGAAGAUGAAAUGAUAAAUAUUGAAGACACAACAAAUGUUGUAGUUAUAGAGUCCCAAGUGAAUCAAUGGAAACCAAGGUUUAAGAUGGAGUUUGAUAAGGAACAAGAGGCAUACGAAUUUUAUAAUGCAUAUGGGGGUAGAGUUGGAUUUAGCAUCUGGAGGGAGUAUUUUAAUAAUAGCCGUAAAACAGGGAAACUUUUAACGAGGUUGUUUACUUGUUGCAAGGAGGGUGUUAGGAAGAAGGAUAGAAGGGGCAAACAUACAAAGACUCCGCGAGCUGAAAUAAGAACUGGUUGUGGUGCACGAAUGCAUAUUAAAUAUGAUGAAGCAAAAGGAAACAUCCAGGCCAUUGAUGUGGACUUGGCUUCAGAUUCAGGAAUUGCAGCUCGUAAUUCAUAUGAGUUAAUGGCAAGGCAAGCUGGUUGUAAAGAAUCAGUUGGAUACAUUAAGCAGGACCAACAAAAUUAUAUAAGGACCUGCAGACAGAAUGAGCUUCAAUAUGGUGAGGAAGCAUGGCUCACCAAUUAUUUUGUCACUCAUGCUUGUGAUGAUCCUUCAUUUUUCUAUGCCUUACAGUUGGAUGCUGAACAGAUGAUAACCAAUAUAUUUUGGGCAGAUCCUAAAAUGAUAACUGAUUAUGGCCAUUUUGGAAAUGUUGUAACUUUUGACACUACAUACAAACUUGUACAUAGCAACCGUCCCUUUGCAUUGUUUUUAGGUGUUAAUCAACACCGGGAGACGGCUGUAUUCGGGGCAGCCCUUAUGUAUGAUGAGACAGCAGAUUCUUUUGUGUGGUUAUUUAAUACUUUUUUGAAAACGAUGUCCGGAAAGACACCAAAGACAAUUUUGACUGAUCAAGAUGCAGCAAUGGCGAAGGCUUUGGUGCAGGUCAUGCCUGGUACAAAACAUCAUCUAUGUACGUGGCAUCUAAUGCAAAAUGCACAAAAGCAGGUUGGGUUCUUGUUUAAACGUGAUGAACGCAUAAAAAAUGUGAUAUCUAAAUUAAUGUUCGAAAUUGAGGAGGAGAAACAAUUUAUGUCAGAAUGGGAUUCAAUGCUAAGGGUGUAUGAUCUUGUUGGCAACACAUGGCUUGAGCAUUUGUUUAGCUUGAGACAUAGAUGGGUUAUGGCAUUCAUUAAAUAUACGUGGUGUGCGGGAAUGCGCACUAUGCAAUUGAGUGAAAGUUUUAAUGCUCGCUUGAAGGAAUACUUAUGGAGGCAACUCAUUCUUCCUGAUUUCUUCACCCAUUUUAAUAGGCUGUUGUCGGAUAAGCGUUACAAGGAGUAUGAAGCCGAGUACCGUUUGCUGCAGAGGCUUCCGCAAGUUAAAUCAAAGUGUGAUAUGUUACUUAAAGCGGGGGAGACAUACACAAAAGUUAUAUUUCAGCUUUUCCAGGAAGAGUUUUUAAUAGCUUGUGUGAGUGAUUGUUAA
Messenger RNA from Cornus florida, 1434 nucleotides. Its product is annotated as protein FAR1-RELATED SEQUENCE 5-like. The record is from RefSeq and is a predicted model, not a curated record. The transcript has 3 exons. Lineage: Eukaryota; Viridiplantae; Streptophyta; Magnoliopsida; Cornales; Cornaceae. Bases 1 to 1434 code for a protein of 477 amino acids. Gene Ontology annotation, biological process: regulation of DNA-templated transcription.